AAGAUAUAAUGUAUAGAAUCUCACAGUUAAUUAUUAACAACAAUUAAGUUUGCUGAUAUAAUUCUUUCUAUAUAAACCCGAACACCAUCUCUAUUAACAUCGCAACCCACCUAAUAUCAUAAAAGAAAAGCCUGGUUCAUUUGAAAAUGGCCUAUCCAAGAAUCGGUAGCGCUGCCAACUUCUCAGGAGGCGGAGGUGGCGUAACGGUGGUGGACUGCCAUAAACAAGUCCGCUCAUGGCAGCUUUUUCGCUCUUUCAUGGAGCUUAUUAUCCCAUGCUGCAACAUUCAUAAUAACGAUAAUGAUGAUCAGUACCAUCCUAAUCAAAACAAAACAAUAGCCAAACACUACCCCCAAUCCCAUUAUUAUUACUUCAACUAUAAUUCCCAACCAAGAAUUUCUUGUUCCUCCACUUCAUCAUCUUCCUCUUCUUCCACUUGCAACGUCGUCACUGGCACCAUAUUCGGAUACCGACGGGGAAAAGUUAGCCUCUGCAUCCAAACAUCCCCAAAAUAUUCAUCAUCUCCCAAUGAUGCUCCUAUUCUCCUUCUGGAACUCGCCGUUUCGACCAAGACUCUAGCUCGGGAAAUGAGAGGAGGAAAUCUCCGAAUUGCCCUGGAGACUACUAGCCAUGAUAUUCAAGCUGAGUCUACUAUUCCGGGGUAUAAACGUAAUUGUAAUAAUCACAGUACUUCUCUUUUGUCCACUCCAGUUUGGACCAUGUACUGUAAUGGAAGGAGAGCUGGUUAUGCGGUUAGGCGGCGGCCGGGGAAAAGUGACUUGGAGGCGCUGAAGCUCAUGGGAUCGGUGGUAACCGGUGCCGGAGUUAUUAGCAAGAAAGAACUUAACAAUGCACCAAACGACGUCGUUGGGGACGAUGAGCUUAUGUACCUCAGAGCUAACUUUGAGAGAGUCUGUGGGUCGGAGAAUUCCGAGUCGUUUCAUUUGAUUGACCCGGACGAGUCUAUUGGUCAAGAACUCAGCGUUUUCUUAUAUCGUUCACGGUGAUUUUUUCUUUUCUUUCUUCCUUUUUUUUUUUUUUUUUUUUUGGAAAAGAAGGAAAAAAAUAAAUAAUUAAAAUUGGUUUGUUAAUUAUGGAAUAUUAAGUAUAUCUCUUUUGCUUGUAAAUUAUUAGUGCCCUGUAAUAAGUUCUCUACUUUCUUGUGUUUUUUGAGCUGUGCUAGCUUUUUGUUGAAGCAAGCUUUAUGAUCUAGAUUUGGGGUAUUAAUAUUAUUUUUUUAUAAGCUUUGUAACCUUGAGAUAUUGAUCAAUGUUUAUUAACUACUAGUACUUUUUUGGUGUAUUAUAGAAUUAAGUGUUAAAUUUACAUGUAAAUGACUCUCUGGCCAUUAAGAGCCUAAAUAAAAAUGAGACCGAAAGAAUUAAUUCAA
Molecule: messenger RNA, 1390 nt
Organism: Cannabis sativa
Lineage: Eukaryota; Viridiplantae; Streptophyta; Magnoliopsida; Rosales; Cannabaceae
Product: protein MIZU-KUSSEI 1-like
Exons: 1
Coding region: 147-1007 (286 amino acids)
Biological process (GO): hydrotropism
Source: RefSeq, a predicted model, not a curated record